AUGGCAAAGAAAAUUAAAAUGAAUACCGCAAUGCGGAAAGAGGCUCGUAAAAGAGAGGACGACUACUUGAAAGGACUUGAAACAAAGAUUCAAGAAUACGAUCCAAAGACUGCUAACUCCAAAUUUUUCAAAGAUUUACCAAUUAGUUCUCAAACAUUGAAAGGUCUUAGUGAAGCAGCAUUUAUUAAAUUAACCGACAUUCAAAGGGAAUCCAUCCCUGUUUCAUUGAAAGGUUACGAUGUUUUAGGUGCCGCCAAGACCGGUUCUGGUAAGACUCUAGCCUUUUUAAUACCUAUUCUAGAAAAACUUUAUCGUGAGAGAUGGACCGAGUAUGACGGUUUAGGUGCUCUCGUGAUAUCUCCUACAAGAGAACUAGCAAUGCAAAUAUAUGAGGUGCUAACCAAAAUUGGUACACAUACAUCAUUAUCUGCAGGUUUAGUUAUUGGUGGGAAGGAUGUCAAGUUUGAAUUAGAAAGAAUAUCAAGAAUAAACAUUCUUAUUGGUACGCCAGGUAGAAUUUUACAACAUUUAGAUCAGGCAGUUGGGCUAAAUACAGCUAAUCUUCAAAUGUUAGUUUUAGAUGAAGCAGACAGAUGUUUAGACAUGGGGUUUAAAAAAACCUUAGAUGCCAUUAUUGGAAACUUACCACCAACUAGACAAACCUUGCUAUUUUCUGCAACCCAAUCGAAUUCCUUAUCCGAUUUGGCAAGAUUGUCUUUGACCAAUUAUAAGAGUGUAGGGACCAAAGAUAUCACUAACAAGGACGAUGAUGAACCCGCCACCCCAAAGACCUUGCAACAGUCUUACGUUAUCUCUGAAUUGGCUGAUAAACUGGACGUCCUAUUUAGUUUUAUCAAGUCACAUUUAAAAGCAAAAAUUAUUGUGUUCAUGUCAAGUUCCAAGCAAGUUCAUUUUGUCUACGAGACAUUUAGAAAGAUGCAACCUGGUAUAUCUUUGUUACAUUUACAUGGGAGACAAAAACAAAAAGCCAGAACAGAAACCCUUGACAAAUUUAGUAGAGCUCAACAAGUUUGUCUUUUUGCAACAGAUGUUGUUGCUAGAGGUAUUGACUUCCCAGCUGUGGAUUGGGUCCUACAACUUGAUUGUCCAGAAGAUGUUGACACAUAUAUACACAGAGUUGGCCGUUCAGCUCGUUACGGUAAAAAGGGAAGAUCUUUAAUAAUACUAACACCACAGGAAGAAGUAUUCCUACAAAGAUUGAAAGCUAAAAAAAUUGAACCAGAAAAAUUAACAAUUAAACAAUCUAAAAAGAAAUCAAUAAAACCACAAUUACAGUCAUUAUUGUUUAAGGAUCCAGAAUUAAAAUACCUUGCUCAAAAGGCAUUUAUCUCCUACGUUAAAUCUAUUUACAUUCAAAAGGAUAAAGAGGUUUUCAAAUUUGAUUCUCUACCAACAGAUGAUUUUGCUAUCUCCUUAGGUCUUCCGGGUGCUCCAAAUAUUAAAUUUAAGGGAACUAAAUCAUUUGAGAGAGCUAAAGAAUUGAAGAAUUCCUCAAGAAAGUUAAAGGCAUUGGAAAAGGCAGAUGACGAUGGUGAAAUUAGAGACAAAACUAAGGAGGUAAAGACAAAGUAUGAUAAGAUGUUUGGACGUAAAAAUCAAACCGUUCUGAGUGAACAUUAUAUGAACGUCACAGGUGUCCAAGGUGCUGAAAAUGAGGAAGAUGAAGAUAACUUUAUGACAAUCAAAAGGAAGGAUCACAUCCUUAAUGAGGAUGAGUUACCAGAACUAUCUCUUCCAACAUCCAUCAGAGGUCAGAAAAGAGCACUAUCCAAGAAGGCUUCUCUUUCCACAAAAGGUAAUGCAAGUAAAACAGUAUUCGAUGAUGACGGUGUUGCUCACCCUGUCUAUGAACUAGAAGGGGAGGAAGAUUUUGCCAAAAAGGGUGAUGCUAAGACACAAAAGGAUGAGUACCUGAAGAAGGAAACUGAAGUUAUGGCCACAGCCGAUUCAACAGAUAAACAAGUUGCAAAGGAAAAGAGACAAGAAAAGAAAAGAAAGAGAUUAGAGGCAAUGAGAAGAGAGGAGAUGGCUGAAUAUUCUGAUAAUGAAGGUGAUGUCGAAACUCAAGUGUAUUUAGGUACUGGUAAUCUGAGUGAUGAUAUGGAAGAUGCCGAGUCAGAUACCGAGGAUCGUCAAAAUAAAAGAGCUAGAUUCAAUAGCACUUCUGAUAGUGAGGAUGACUCUGACGCUAAUGAAUACGGUGUCACAGAAAUUGAUGCUCCAGAGACUCUAGAAGAUUUAGAAUCGCUAACAGCUAGAUUAAUCCAAUAG
Molecule: messenger RNA, 2292 nt
Organism: Maudiozyma saulgeensis
Lineage: Eukaryota; Fungi; Ascomycota; Saccharomycetes; Saccharomycetales; Saccharomycetaceae
Source: the annotation of a GenBank genome assembly